AUGGAUUUCAAGACUAUAACUCCUUAUGCAAGAGAUAGAACACCAGAAGUUUACUUAUGGGCAAUCGCUAUAUUUCCGGACCCUGAUUACUCUCAAUCUAGAAUCGUAAUAGCGAAAAUGGUUCAACUAAUUUUGGUGUUAGAUGACAUAUAUGAUGCAUAUGGUACUAUUGAAGAGCUUCGACUUUUAACUAGUGCCAUAAACAGUUGGGGAAUUAAUGUUAUGGAACAACUCCCGGAAUAUAUUAAACCACUCUACAACAUUCUCUUGAGCGAGCUUACUGAAGUUGAAAAACAACUAUCUAGAGAGGGAAGAGCAGACAGGGUGUAUGCUUCAAAACAAGCAUUUCAAGAACUAGCUGGAGGUUACCUACAAGAGGCUGAGUGGAGAUAUCGUAGACACGUGCCAUCAUUCGAAGAGUAUUUGAGGAAUGGAUUAAUUACUUCAACGUAUGAUGUUUUUAUAAAAUCUUCUUUAAUGGUUAUGGGAGAUAUUGUUUGUGACAAGGCUUUGGCUUGGUAUGAAAGUCCUCCAAAUAUUGAGGAAGCUACAAAGUUACUAGGAAGAAUUUAUAAUGAUAUUACAACUUACCAGUUUGAGGGUGAAAGAGCACAACAAGUCGAAUCAGUGCAUACGUAUAUGAAGACUUUCGAGGUGCCAGAAAAUGUAGUUGUUCAUGAACUCAAGAAAACAAUUGAAAAUAAGUGGAAAGAUAUCAAUGAGGGGUGUCUUAAGCCAACUGAAGUUUCAAUGGAACUUCUUGCACCAAUUCUUAAUCUUGCUAGAAUGACUGAUACGAUAUAUAGGUACAAUGACACGUUCACUUUUCCAGAAAAGACAAUUGUGGAGUACGUUACUCUGUUAUUCAUAGAUUUUGUUCCAAAGUAUUAA
This is a messenger RNA of Lactuca virosa, 891 nucleotides long. The record is from the annotation of a GenBank genome assembly. NCBI's taxonomy places the organism in Eukaryota, Viridiplantae, Streptophyta, Magnoliopsida, Asterales, Asteraceae.